Molecule: messenger RNA, 1347 nt
Organism: Monoraphidium neglectum
Lineage: Eukaryota; Viridiplantae; Chlorophyta; Chlorophyceae; Sphaeropleales; Selenastraceae
Source: the annotation of a RefSeq genome assembly
AUGUCUGAAUUCAUUAAAGAAAAAAAUCAAUUAGUUUUUGAAUGUGAGACAGGUAAUUACCACACUUUUUGUCCGAUCAGUUGUGUUUCAUGGCUUUAUCAAAAAAUAGAAGAUAGCUUUUUUUUAGUAAUUGGAACAAAAACUUGUGGUUAUUUUUUACAAAAUGCAUUAGGAGUUAUGAUUUUUGCUGAACCUCGCUAUGCAAUGGCCGAAUUAGAAGAAAGUGAUAUUUCAGCUCAACUGAAUGAUUAUAAAGAAUUAAAACGUUUGUGUCUACAAAUUAAACAAGAUAGGAAUCCUAGUGUUAUUGUAUGGAUUGGCACAUGCACUACAGAAAUUAUUAAAAUGGAUUUAGAAGGAAUGGCACCUCUUCUAGAAGUAGAAUUAGGUAUCCCUAUAGUUGUUGCUAGAGCAAAUGGACUGGAUUAUGCUUUCACUCAAGGUGAAGAUACUGUUUUAGCAGCAAUGGCACAAAAAUGUCCAGAAUAUUCAUUAGAAAAGGAUAAUAGUCCUUCUAAUUUGUCAAACACUAAAGAAAUUUCUAAUUUAGUUUUAUUCGGAUCAUUACCUAAUACUGUUGCUACUCAAUUAUCUUUAGAAUUAAAAAGACAAGGAAUUGAAAUUGCAGGUUGGUUACCAGGUCAAAAAUAUGUUGAUCUACCACAAUUAAGUAAAAAUACUUAUGUAUGUGGAAUCAAUCCUUUUUUGAGUCGUACAGCAACAACGUUGAUGAGACGUAAAAACUGUCAACUUAUUGUAGCUCCGUUUCCGAUUGGACCAGAUGGGACACGUGCAUGGGUUGAAAAAAUUUGUGAAACAUUUGGUAUAAUUGCUCAAGAUUUAGAGAAACGAGAAACAAAAAUUUGGGAAGGGCUUGAAGAUUAUUUAAAAUAUGUGCGAGGUAAAUCCGUAUUCUUUAUGGGUGAUAAUUUAUUAGAGAUUUCGUUAGCUCGUUUUUUAAUUCGUUGUGGAAUGAUUGUUUAUGAGAUUGGAAUUCCGUACAUGGAUCGUAGAUUUCAAGCAGCUGAGUUAGCUCUUUUAGAAACGACUUGUGAAAAAAUGAAGGUUCCGUUUCCUCGUAUUGUAGAAAAACCUGAUAAUUAUUAUCAAAUUCAACGUAUCCGAGAACUACAACCGGAUCUCGUGAUUACUGGUAUGGCCCAUGCCAACCCCCUAGAAGCACGUGGAAUUACGACAAAAUGGUCUGUAGAAUUUACUUUUGCUCAAAUUCACGGUUUUACAAAUAGUCGAGAAAUUUUAGAACUUGUCACUCGACCUCUACGUCGAAAUGAAAACUUAAAGUCUUUUAACAAUUUUGGAGAGAAAUUCGUUAAGGUCGACUGCUAA